Molecule: messenger RNA, 2262 nt
Organism: Exophiala xenobiotica
Lineage: Eukaryota; Fungi; Ascomycota; Eurotiomycetes; Chaetothyriales; Herpotrichiellaceae
Exons: 1
Coding region: 327-2072 (581 amino acids)
Molecular function (GO): catalytic activity
Source: RefSeq, a predicted model, not a curated record
GCUGAUACUACCUCAUCAUCUCAUACGAACAUCCUCGUCCUUACUCCAGGUUUUCAGAGAUGCAUGCACCCUGCGCCUAUUCUACACCGCUCCGCUAUCCCAGACAAACUUCUCUAUCACACCACUCCAUCCACGACCGAGCCUCCGGGCACGCCCUCGAGAAAUUUAUCAGAUAAAGUCCUACUCGCCACACUUCGAGUCGAGGUUCAACUUUUCGCCACCAAUGUCCCCUUGACACUCCUUUCCCGCGAAAUUAUAGCAAAUCGUGAAAAGAAGGAGGAAAUAACAUACAAGCCCGACCUGGCAUACUCUGGUCACUCGGGAAGAUGGGGCUUCCUCCAAAAUCCGGCUACAAUCGCACACGAGUCAACGCCCUGGUCUUCGUUACCAGCAAAAUCGGCCCAGAAGUCCUGCCCUAUCUCAUGCAGAACCCCGACCUCAAUCUCCGUGUUAUAUCAGACAGCCCCAAGGCCGAAUUUCAAUCGUACAUGAGCCCAGGCGUCAGUCUCGAUCGAGUGCAAUGGUUCGAGAACACACCGCAAGACCCUUACCGCAACCAGGCCAUGAUGCAGGGCCACAGACUCGCAAGAUGGGCGGAUCUUAUGUUCAUCGUCUUGGAUGCGGGUAUGAUCUCCCUGAUGCUGAGCGGCUUUACGACCGACAUUAUCCUCCAUGUGCUGCGGUGUUGGGACGUAUCGAAAAGGAUAGCCUUGCUGCCGGAAUUGAGUGUGGACCAGUGGAAACACCCUACUUGGAAAAAACAAUUGUCCAAACUUGCGCGUAGAUGGGAUUGGGUCCAUGUUCUAUCGCCGGCGUUAUGGGACUAUGCUGAAAACCCUCACAACUACACGCAACCUGGUCCCAACCCUCUCGGAAAGGAUAGCGAGCCCGAAAUAGAAUGGCAGUGGGACGGACCUGAGGAAAUCAUUGAAGCGAUCGAGAGCGAGGCCCAAACAAUCCUCCGGUCGACUUUCAUCAGCAAGUCUUCCAUGCCUCACCUCUCCCCAAUCCAUUCUGGCUCCUCGAAACCACGACUGCCCUCCGAGAUUUGGACAAUCAUACUCGACCACCUGGGUGACUGGGAACUUGCAACAGCGCUGGGAAUCUAUACACAUAUUCCCACACCUCAUGAAUGGGAAUCUCUCACGCCUAAACCGGGUUCGAAGAAGGUUCCGUCGCUAGAGUACACGAUCCUGACGCAACCUGUGUCCCAGAUCAAAACGUACUUCACGAAUAAUACUUCAUCUCAGCCGCCGACCACCCUCUCACCAAUCGCAACCCGCCUUAUCUUUCGCUUCAGCAUGACUGAUCUUCUAACCUAUCUGGCACUGCAGCAGAAGGACAUUUUCUGGACAUCAUUCGGCCUAGCUCUCCUUCCGCACAAAGCUUCCUUGAUAUACAACUCGCCAACAAUCCUACAAUGGUGGAAAGACUGUCCUGCCGUGAUCAAAAAGGAGUAUGGCCCCGAAGCCAUGGACGGCGCCUCAAGAGCUGGAUUUGUCGAAGUGUUGGACUGGUGGCUCGACUCGGGCUUGAGAUUGACAUACACGGAGAAAGCACUCGAGUCGGCAUCGGCCAAAGGACACGUCGAAGUUCUUGAGUGGUGGCGCGUCAACUCGCUCAAAUUGGCUGGUACGCCCCGCGAAAUGCCCUUGAAAGUCGGCAAGUCGAUCUUGCUUGCUGCACAGUCCGGCCGCACCAACAGCAUCGAGUGGUGGGAGAACAGCGGCAUCCCGUACGCGCACGAAGACGGCGUCGCCCGUUUAGCCUCGGCCCAUGGCCACGUCGGUGUCCUAGAGCUCUGGCACAGCUACAAGGGCAGCAAGAUGAUUUUCGACAACCAGGUUCUUGUGGGUGCCACGAAGAACGGCCAUGCGGGUGUCCUGCAGUGGUGGAAGGACGUCUCGCGCAAGACCGGUCUACGGGUUGAGUACAAGACCUGUGACAUUGAGGAGGCUAUGGAGGAUGCCGUCGGUGGCGGAGGCGAAGGCGAAGUCAGGGAGUGGUGGGGUCGCAACGGAUUGAACCUGGGUGUCGGGACAGGAGAGUGGAUGAGAGUCAAGUCGCUGUAAGGGUCUCGAGCGGAGGUUGCUCUUUCCCGUUCGUUCGUUUGUUGUCCGUGCUUGUGCUGUUGUUGAGCAAGGUGUCUGGCGCGGAGCUACGUUAGGCCGUCCCACACGACGGCUCCUAACGGGCUCAGGUUUCGUUCAAUAAAUUGUGAAUCUGAAUCUGAAUCUCUAUCUAGAUGGAAAACACUUCCGG